This is a messenger RNA of Suncus etruscus (white-toothed pygmy shrew), 3234 nucleotides long. It is a transcript of the gene TMPRSS9, whose product is annotated as transmembrane serine protease 9. NCBI's taxonomy places the organism in Eukaryota, Metazoa, Chordata, Mammalia, Eulipotyphla, Soricidae. The coding region runs from base 1 to 3234 and encodes 1077 amino acids. The transcript is spliced from 18 exons. Gene Ontology annotation, biological process: proteolysis. The record is from RefSeq and is a predicted model, not a curated record. Gene Ontology annotation, molecular function: serine-type endopeptidase activity; protein binding.
AUGGGACAGUCGCAGCUUGGUCCUGGAGCUGCCAAGGAACAAUCCAGGGUGGGCUGCCGGGAGGUGGUGACUGCUGCACUGGCCACAGGCGCUGUCCUUUUCACACUGGGAAUCCUUGUGGCCGCCCUGUCUACACAGCGCGUGGCCCUACAGCACGUGGCCGAGCUGCGGGGAAUCCAGUACAGCCAAAGUCUGCAGCGGGGUGACUCCGACUACCGCAAUGCACUGAACCCUGCACUGCAAGCUCUGGUGACAGCCUUCCGGAAGACCGAACUGGAGGCUCGCUGUGUGGGCUGCACAGUGCUCAGCUACAGUCCAGGAAAUGCCAGUGUGUUGGUGCAGUUCCAGAUGCACUUUCUGCUCCCAGCUGUUGGGGGGCUGAACCGAGACCUGGAAGAGAAGCUGUUACAGCAGGGACUGCGAGCACGACUGCAGGAUCACGGCCUUCCCUUGGGCACCUAUGGCACCAUCUUGUCCGCUGAGUUAAUAGGUGAGUUGGCCAUGAAGUGUUUGUGGGCAGAGCGUGAACUAAAAUCAGGCCGCUGUCCUGGGAAUGCCUUUUCCUGCCAGAACAACCAGUGCGUGAGCAAAGUGAACCCUGAGUGUGACGACAGCGUGGACUGUGUGGACGGCUCAGAUGAGACUCGCUGUGAGUGUGGCCGGCAGCCCGGGUGGAGGACGGCGGGCAGGAUCGUGGGCGGCGUGGAGGCGGCACCCGGAGAGUUCCCGUGGCAGGUCAGCCUCCGAGAGAACGCGGAGCACUUCUGCGGGGCAGCGGUCAUCGGCGCCCGCUGGCUGCUGUCGGCUGCGCAUUGCUUCAACGAGCUGGCAGCACCCUCGGACUGGGUGGCCUACGCGGGCACCACGUCGCUGAGCGCAUCGGAGGCGGGCGCGGUGCGGGCACGUGUGGCCCGCAUCAUUCCGCACCCGCGCUACGACGCCGACACGGCCGACUUUGACGUGGCACUGCUGCAGCUCCGCACCCCACUGGCCUUCGGGCGCCGCGUGCAGCCCGUGUGUCUCCCCGCCGCCACGCACGUCUUCCCGCCGCGCAGGAAAUGCCUCAUCUCGGGCUGGGGCUACCUCAAGGAGGAUUUCCUGGUCAAGCCCGAGACACUGCAGAAAGCCACGGUGGAGCUUCUGGACCAGGCACUGUGUGCCAGCCUGUAUUGGUCACACGCCUCACUGAUAGGAUGUCUGUCAGGUUACCUAGACGGCAAGGUGGACUCCUGCCAGGGUGACUCGGGAGGCCCACUGGUCUGUGAGGAGCCCUCUGGCCGCUUCUUUCUGGCUGGCAUUGUGAGCUGGGGCAUCGGGUGUGCUGAAGCGCGGCGCCCAGGGGUUUAUGCCCGAGUGACACGGCUGCGGGACUGGAUCCUGGAGGCCAUGGCCACAGCCAGCAAGCCUCCAGCCCCCACGGUUGCCCCUGUACUCACCACGCCCAGCCCUCCCUGGCCCACCAGCCCCGAAGCUCCAGGGAUGGACACCCCCAGCCAGCCCCCACCAGCUCCCAGCUCUGCGCCUCUGGAUUCGGCUACAGCUGCCAAGCCACCAGAGUGUGGGGCCAGGCCGGCCUUGGAGAAGCCCUCCCGCAUUGUGGGGGGUCUGGCAGCUGCCUCGGGGGACGUGCCCUGGCAGGCCAGCCUGAAGGAGGGGACCCGGCAUUUCUGUGGGGCAACCAUAGUGGGGGACCGCUGGCUGCUGUCGGCUGCUCACUGCUUCAACCAUACCAAAGUGGAGCAGGUGCGGGCUCACCUGGGCACUGCAUCGCUGGCGGGCAUCGGGGGCAGCCCGGUGAAGUUGGGGCUCAGGAGGGUGGUGCUGCACCCCCAGUACAACCCGGCCAUCCUGGACUUCGAUGUGGCCGUGUUGGAGCUGACCCGGCCUCUGGUCUUCAACAAGUUCGUGCAGCCUGUCUGCCUGCCCCUGGCCAUCCAGAAGUUUCCGGUGGGCCGGAAGUGCAUGAUCUCAGGCUGGGGGAACCUGCAGGAGGGAAAUGCCACCAAGCCUGACGUGCUACAGAAAGCCUCUGUGGGCAUCAUUGACCAGAAGGCCUGCAGCGCCCUCUACAACUUCUCGCUCACCGACAGGAUGCUCUGCGCAGGCUUCCUGGAGGGCAGAGUUGACUCCUGCCAGGGCGAUUCUGGGGGGCCCCUCGCCUGUGAGGAGACCCCUGGUGUCUUCUACCUGGCGGGAAUCGUGAGCUGGGGGAUCGGCUGCGCUCAGGCCAGGAAGCCAGGGGUGUAUACUCGGGUGACCAGGCUGAAGGGCUGGAUCCUGGACACCAUAUCACCCCGCCGCCCCCCUACGCCACCCCCUGGCAUCCCCCUGACCACCUCGGCUGGCAUCCCAACCCCAGGGAGCCCAGCCAGCACUGCUGUGGCCCUGACCACCAGCUCAGCUGCCCACAGGACAAGCACCAGCCCAGAGCCAGCCUCGUGGGCACCCACGCUGCUCCCCCUUGCCCCGAUGACCACCCUGAGCUCCCUGCUGCCAGGCUGUGGCGUGGCACCAGCGGGGGCGUACACCCGCAUCGUAGGCGGCAGCGCGGCGGGCCUCGGGGACUGGCCGUGGCAGGCGAGCCUUCGGCUGCGACGCCGGGAGCACCGCUGCGGGGCCGUGCUGGUGGCCGACCGGUGGCUGCUGUCAGCUGCACACUGCUUCGACGUCUACGGAGACCCCAAGCAGUGGGCGGCCGUGCUGGGGACGUCGAGCCUGGGUGGUGCCGACGAACAGCUAGAGCGCGUGGCACGCUUGUUCAAACACCCCUUUUACAACCCUUACACACUCGACUACGACGUGGCACUGCUGGAGCUGGCAGGGCCGGUGCGUGCCAGCCGCCUGGUGCGGCCCAUCUGCCUGCCUGCGCCCUCGCCCCGUAUCCCCGACGGCGCACGUUGUGUCAUCACCGGCUGGGGGUCCCUGCGCGAGGGAGGCUCGAUGGUGCGGCAGCUGCAGAAGGCGGCCGUGCGGGUCCUGAGCGAGCAUACAUGUCGCCGCUUCUACCCGGUGCAGAUCAGCAGUCGGAUGCUGUGUGCCGGCUUCCCGCAAGGUGGUGUGGACAGCUGCUCGGGCGAUGCCGGGGGACCCUUGGCCUGCAGGGAGUCGACCGGCCGGUGGGUGCUAACUGGGGUGACCAGCUGGGGUUAUGGCUGUGGUCGGCCCCAUUUUCCAGGCGUCUACACUCGGGUGACAGCAGUGAGAGGCUGGAUCGGGCAGAACAUACAGGAGUGA